AUGCACGUCCAUGUCCCGCCGCUCAUCCUUCCAAAGCACACCGCGACUCCAACCACCUCUUCGCACGACUUCGUGCACGUCGACCUGGUCGACUUCCGCCAGCCCAGCACGUCGACUCCAACCUGGGUCAGUUCCACGGCCAGCUUCUGCUGGGCCUUUUACAAGGCAGCGCCCAUCCUGGCCCGGCCCAUCCUGGCCGCCUGUGAGGCGGAGCAAGAGACGGCCGCGCAGCUUGGCGGGGCGCUGGCGAAGCUUCGGAGGUGGCAACGCUUUAAAGAGCUUGGCCUAGCUGCGUUGGAACUCCGCUCGACGGCGAAGUUUUCUGUGUUGCACUGGAGCAGUGUGGAUGGCGCUAUGAUUUCCACCAGCACCUGCAACAAGAUACCACAGAAGCUGCAGCACCUCGGAGGCCGUGUCGGAUGGCUGUUCGUCGAUGGCUACACUUGGUCCGCUGUGCAUGCUGCAAGCCACCCCUGCACUCGAAGCGCUCAGUGCCACCAGUGGCUCUCCGCACCUGCGGAGCCGCUGGCACAAAGCUUCCAGCCGGGCUGCGUUCCUAACUGGCCGAACUCGCCGGGCGUGCGGCGGUGCUAUGCGUCCACCUGGGUGCGCUUCGGGCAGCUUCGGCCCACGCCUUAUGCUGCACUCGCCCCUCAGUCCGUUCUGCACAUGCGUCUACUGCCAGUGGCUUUCCCGAGCACUCACCACGUCCCUCGCAGCCCCGGGCUCCGAGCCUUGCCCUCGUCUCCUCUGCUGCAUGGUGGGCAGCUGUUGCUCCUGACGGCCUCUGCUCUUCUACGUCUGGAGACCCUUGGCUUGGUGGAGUCCUAUGCCACCGAAGAAAAAGCGGAGACAUCACUCCCCUCCGGUCCGCCGCCGCCUACGCCAGUCAACCUGCCGAAGGCAAGAGGAGCGCCCAAGGCUGGCACAGGCGCGACAUCAAGGGCCAAGGCCAGUGGACCUCCGGUCCCAUGCCCGGCCAGCUGCGGUGGUCUCCGCAAGUGCGACUCGUAUCAAUACCACCGGGACCUGCUGCACUGCCUACAGAUGGGCCCUCACUCGGCUACCACGGCUGCGGAUCACACGUUUCGAGUCACCCCUGCCGGCAGUGUUGUUGCCAUACCAUUGCCGCCGGUCGCUGCCCUCUCUGGAUACGCAAUGUCUGCCUGGACACGCGGCAGAAACGCCAGGCCCGACAGCAAUCCAGGCCUCGGCCAGAGCUGCGAGCUCCUCGGCCUGCUUCGGGUGAUGCCAUUGAGCAAGUGGCCUCUACUAUCAGGGCGGCAGUCUCCGCUGGCGAGCCGGUACCACUCAGCUGCCUCAACUACCGCCAAGACCGCGAUGCACUGGCUCCUCCAGUAUAUGACCUGGAGAACUCGACCGCCGCCUGUGACGGUCUUCCUGAAACACAUCAUCAAGACCGUCCGCACAAGUCGCAGAUCACCGCCCUCUUCGCUACCCAAGGCUGGAUCUACUCCCUCCGGAGAAGCCGAGCCCGCGACCUCUCACCCACGUUUGGCCCCCACGCCGAAGAGACGGCCAAGUGUGCUUCUGCGGGACAAUCCUCCACGGCAUCUUCCCUCAGAUAUGACUGCUCUGGAAAGCGCAGAGCUUCCCCAGCUGCUUUCGGACACGGAAGAGAGCACCAUGGAGGUUCAUGCGGGCGACAUCCGGCUGCAGUGUGCUCGCAAAACCCGGCGAAUGAAACGCAGCCAGCCAGAAGACAUCAUUGAUCUGGAGAUACCGGCCACUUCCCCCUCAGGCUCCGGUUCGUCACCACUGAUGACAUUGACGCCUCUUCCAGCUGAUGAUCUCGGCACGGAACCUGAGACCUCCUUGUCAAGAACGGCCAUUGCACCAGGGACCCCAAAAGGACUGUCCGGCUCGACUCCUGAUCCGGCCUCUGAGCGGCCUUCUGGCUCCAAACUGGGCCACGACACCGAGACCCGGAUCAAGCACAAGCAAUCGAAGUCCAAGCAAAGAUCGGAUAAGCGGACCUCCGGCACAGCUGCUCCGCGCUCCUCAACCAGGUCGGGAGUGAGGGAUGGACGUGAUAUGGAUGUACCUAUGCACGACCCUGACUACGUUCCAGAUCCAGCCCUUAGGCCGAGGACGCGCAGCAUUUGGUUUGUACAGCAAGAUGCAGAUGCGAGUUCUGGGCAAAGUCCGGACAUCGAUCGAGUGGAAGCAUACAUUGCUGCACUGAUUGCGCUGCCGUCUCCUGCUCUGCUACCGCACGCUGACGUGCAUGCUACACUCCGCUCUGCUCAGGUCACUGCUCUGCGGACCAUCGGGCGAAAUCCUGUCCGGUGCUCAGCUCAGAACAACGUCGGCCUUUGCUAUGCUAGGCAGCUGUGCUCGGUUGCGUCUUUCUGGCGGAUACAUUGCUCUCGCACCGGAUUCCCCGCCCCCUGGUGUGGAACGGCGGCCCCGACCUCAACAGAUCACCUUGGCGUCUUCUUCGAUGGCUGGGGCUCAGCACAAGAUGCCCAGCAGGAGGGCUCGAACACAGGUGUGGAUCACUCUGUUCCGGACCAGGAGCUGCAACUCUUACGACCUUCGAUGCCAUCCUCCACGGCCAAGGCCACAGCACAGCUCCCAGACAGCUCGUACGUGUCGAUGCUGCAACAGACGAUCGAGCGCUGGCGCGCCAGCCUUGACCGGUCGUCUCCCUUCGACAACCUCACCUUCACGCUGCCCAGCCUAUGGUCUUCACCUCCGAUGUGCUCGUCUGCGUUCGGGUUGGAGGCACUGGCAGUCGCCAUCCUCCUGAAGCCGUUCAAGAAGAACGGCCAGCACUUGGCCCUCGCCGUGAUUCAGGAGACGCACUGGGCGUCCGACCUAGCUUUCAAAAUGGAAGGCUGGCAAGCUCUUGCCUCUCCGAGUCAGGAUCGCGUCUCCGGCAUCCUUGUGCUUGUGAACCUCAGGUUCUUUCAGCGGGACCAUAUCCAACUCACCUCCAUCAUCGAAGGCAGGCUGGUACACCUACGCCUGGAAGGUAAUCCAUCCCUGGAUGUGGUCAUUGUGUAUCAACACCUGUUCGAAGGCGCUCCCUGGUGCCGCUGGUUUGGAGCAGGCCCUGGCCAGGCGAUCCUCACUAUGGACCAAAUUGCACCAAACGCUUGCCAGGAAUUCCAGCAGCUGACUCGUACCUUCUCGCUCCAGGCUCUCAACACUUUUGGCCGAGCGGGGACUCAUGCACAAACUUUUCUGCCGGCCACGGGCAACAGAGGCACGCAAAUAGACUUUGCGCUUGCGCGCCACCUCGCUGCCGAUAGUACUGCCAGACGUACUGGACCAACCUGGCUUCCCUUUGUCGAGCCCUGUGGGCUGCGGCACCUGCCCCUGCUGGGCUCCAUCCUCAGACCUGUUCUGCCCAAGCGCGCCAAGCAGUCACGUUCAUCCCCUUCCGCCACCUUGGCCUCUGUUAGGACGGCACUUCGUAUGGACCAAACUCUUGCCGCUCGCUUUCAGGCACAGGAGGCUGAGCUGAAAGAGGCCACCAAGAACUUCAAACUGCUCUGUGCUCAGAACAAGCAGCUCAAAAUUCAGCAGAUGUUGCAAGAGGCGGAGCAUGCGGCCCACAAAGGUCUUACGGCUGUUUACCAGGUGGUGAAGCGUCUUGCCCCCAAGACCGCUCAUAAGCCCAUCCUCUUCCGUGACCAACAGGGCACCCCUCUCACCACGGCCAGGAAGCGCAAGCCCUACAAGACUACUUCAGAGGCCUUUACCGCUCCUCCUCGCCUGAGCCUCCCCCGCCGGGCCACUCGUUCUCCCCGUUUGAGUUGGAGGAGCUCACCAACGCCGCAGCUUCCCACUGGUAAGGCCCUGCCCUCUUGGCUGGCACCGGCCCCGCUCUGGACCCUGGCUGCUACGCAGGUGGCCGCUACUGUUCACCCUGCACUAUCCGACUGGCUGACGAACAUGACGGCCCCCAUGCCGGGGCCCAUUGCCCUCCUUCACCCGGUUUCGAAAUGCUUAGCGAAGAUGGUUUAUGAACCAGAUGACAUCCUUCGCAUUCUGCAGGACAUCGCUUUCAUUAUCGACACUCUUACCUCCCUUGGAAUGUCAGUGAGUGACUCCAAAACAGUCAUCAUCGACGGACUUCGUGGCCCCGCCAAGUCCAGACUCCUGCGCCCUCUUCUGCAGCGUCAUAAAGAUAAGGGCCCCUGUCUGCGUGUGUUGUGCGCCACCGGCUCGCUGGACCUGCCCUUUCGUAAGCAGCAUCCCUACUUGGGCAUUGUGCUUAGCUACGACUGCUUUGAGAAGCUAUCCCUCCAAGCCAGAAUCAAGCAAAGCUGGGCCAACUUCAGCCGUCUAUUCUCCUUACUCCGAUCCAAGCACAGUCCACCUAAGCAACGGCUACAGCUCUGGACGGCAUGUGUCUUCUCCACGCUGAGGUAUGGAAUUACCAGCACCGGCCUCCCUCCUCGGGGGCCUGACCUUAUUCGUCAAAUUGUGGCCAAGCAGGUUCGUCUCGUCCUCAAGUCUCCCAGCUGGAGCACUCAUGAAACCACGGCCGAUCUCUAUGCCAGGCUCAACUUUCAGGACCCUAUCGCCCAGCUGGCCACUCAAAUGCAGUCCCGGCACAGCCGGCCUUCCCUUAGCAUUGAGGCUUUCGACACUCCUGAACGCCAACGCUGGCGUGCUGCUCUUCCAGCUUCGUUUGUGCCUGAUCCUCAAGCUCAUCAGCCCUCUGCUGUGCAGCCAUCCGAGAGCGCUUCUCGUUGUGGUCUUGUGGAUGUUUCGGGCAUCGUUGCGCGCAUUUUUGCCUGUCCACACUGCCCGCAGACCUUCCCCACCUUGAUUGCUCUUCGUACCCACUGUACCAAAGCGCACGGGAAACCGCCCGACCAGGAUGAACUGCCCCCCGAGGCGUCUGCUGCUGCGUCCACCCUGGCCCACACUGCCACACCUAAUCGCGAGGCGGCCGAUAAUCCGACCCCUUCUGCCGCACUGCCUGCCGCUCAUCCGCCUCCUGAUCUUGGUGAUGAGCGCUCUGUCCCCAGCACCGCUCCACCUACGCAGGUUGCUUCUUCCUCCUCCUCGGCUGCGCCCUCGGAUGCGCUACCCCUCCUUCAACGACCUGAUAUCCGUGCCCUGGCUCUCCAGGAGGAUUGGCAACCCCCGACACCUUCGUAUCAUGCACGCUGGUCAAGGAUUGCGACACUGCCCUGUUUGUCACCACAAUGGUUCACUCGCACACAGGAUAUCUUCCGGCAUCUGAAGCGUCAGCACCCGCUUUCUGCACUUCAAGAGUCCAUGCGAGCUGACUGGCUCACAGCACGUACGGCUGCAGCCCGCUCUCCCUGUAGCUGGUGCAGACGUACGGUGUCCUUCAAAACUCAACACGUUGCCGCUUGCCCUGUUCUGCAGCAGACCAUAACCUUGCGCAUCCUCGCUCUGGGCAGCGGCCUCUCUCUACAGGAGAUCCAGCAACGGGAGGCUCAGGCCGAGCUGCAGCUCCUCCAGUGCUGGGGAGAGGAUGCGAUGGUUCUGGAUGCGGCGAACAAGCGUCACGAAAUGGAAGAUGCGGAGGACCAGGAGAAGGAGCGCGACACGAAGUGGGCCAGACCGGAAUCCAAGGGUGGUUUCGGCCGAGGCGGGAGGGGAAAAGGCAACCAAUCAGGUCAGCCGCCGAAGAACAACGGGCCUCGUCGACAGCCACUCCGCCGAUCGACGGAGUCGGACUCCAAGGCCCCGGACGGCAUGAUGUGGCUGCUGGGCAAACUCCUCUUGCGCCACGAGGAUCAGAUGGGCAUCGACAGGACCCAGAACGGCUUUGUCAUGUUCUUCAAGAGAGAGAGUGCUCUCUCCCUGGUUCCUCUCUUCGUGCAGAAGUCUCAGCACUGGAAUGCCCUGAAAGAGCAGAAGCAGGAGAAGAUGGACGAGAUUGCCCUCCCUAUACGAUCCUUUCUCUUCCACACCAUGAUGGAGACCCUGGUGAAGCGCAUCAAGGACACCGUGAAGAACGACGAGCAACUGAAGACUGCCAUUACCCUUCAGGUGUUUCUUCCAAAGGAGGGCGACACGGAGCUGCGCAUUCCCUUCCUGAGCUACAACCCGGAGACCAAAUCUCUGGCACCUCGUCAGGAUCAACAGCCAAUCCCGGUUUCCACGAUGCUCGAGAAGUUGCAGCUCCUUCAGAAGCAAUGCCUCUGCCCUCUGGCCAUCAUGCGAUUCCACUCCACUCCGUCCCCCUUCAGGGUGGGUCACAGGUCGCCGGAAGCAGCCGAGCUCUAUCUGAGCCUCCGAUCGCUGGCCAAUUCGGCGAUUUGGCAGCUGGUGGGCGGAUCUCUGCGUCCGGAGAAAAUGGGUGAUGUGGUCCGCGGCCAUGCAUUCAGUCGUGCGGCGAAUGACUACGCAGGCGCCUGUUCCGGACCUCUGGUCAUCUCUCCAAUGGUGCGCGAUUGUGGGGACGCAUGGCAAAUGCUCCUAGCUACGCCUCCUUCUCAGUGCGGUACUGGAACUAGUGGUCGGGUCACAAUCCAGCGGCUCAUCCAUGCCUGGAAGGAUCAAGCUGCUGCUGGGCUCACUGCCAUGGACUGUGAGCCGGGCCUUUUGGUUUUGCAGGUUAAUCGGUUCAGCCCCUCGGCUGCCGGUGCAAAGGAUGUCACUAGUGUGUUGCCGGAUCCUCGCAUUCUGAUACCCUGUUUUCAGCAUCACCCUAUCCCGCAAGAUGCCGCCCUGUGUGUGCGCCUUUGCGAAUACCAGCUGAUUGCGAUCAUUAUGCACGAGGGUCCUGAUGCAGCCUCCGGCCAUUACCGUGCGCUCCUCUGCACUUACCCUCCUGAUUCAGAGCCCGUUCACUGGCAAUGCGACGAUGCAAAAGAGCCGACAGUCCAUUCUGCGCUCUCAUUGCAAGCUUUGAUCACGGGCUACCUCUACUUCUACUGCCGCACCGUGCAGCCUUGA
This is a messenger RNA of Symbiodinium sp. CCMP2592, 6915 nucleotides long. The record is from the annotation of a GenBank genome assembly. NCBI's taxonomy places the organism in Eukaryota, Dinophyceae, Suessiales, Symbiodiniaceae.